Molecule: messenger RNA, 1909 nt
Organism: Gastrolobium bilobum
Lineage: Eukaryota; Viridiplantae; Streptophyta; Magnoliopsida; Fabales; Fabaceae
Exons: 7
Coding region: 193-1653 (486 amino acids)
Source: RefSeq, a predicted model, not a curated record
AAUGGAACGUGGCCCGAGCUCUUAAUCCAAACAAAUCUCGAAACGACAUAGCGCACGGAAUCGAGGGUUUCAUUUCUCCUUUGCAUAUAUCCUUACCUGCAAUUACAAGCGCCAAAAAAAUCACAUCAACCUAAUGAAUCAAUCAUUUUCCGUUUGAAAUUCCCAAACCUCCUACUCGCUCGCAGGCUUGGCAUGAUGGACUCAAACUUACAGUCUCCGCCUCAUGACAAUUCUGAUACAAAAAACGCAUUUCGCAAGCCUACUGGUGAUGCAGCUAAUAGGAAUUAUCGGCGUCGAUCACCUGUUGAGGGAUCUCCAUCACCUGAUGGUUGGGAUCUUUUAAGCUGCAAUCCCAAGCAUGAACACAGCUCAAGUCCAAAUCCAUUAAGGGAAGAUUCUGUAAGGGUCUCUCAUCGUCAUUCGAGGAAGUAUGAUGGCAGGGAACAAGACCGACAAUAUAGCAGAAAUCACUAUGGCAGAAGCAGUGAUUCUCUUAGACAUUCUGAUAGACAGUCAUCCAGGAGCUCCUAUGGUCAUUCUAGGCAUGACAAGUAUGCAGAUGAAGAUAGAUACCGUGAGAGGCUAUCAUCUCGUUCUGGACAUGAAUCUAGGGGUGAUCAUUCGAGAGAAGAGAGUGAUAGCAGGUCAAAAGACUACCAGCGCAGUGUGGACAAGUAUUCACGUGACAAAUAUGACAGGUCAGAUUAUAGAAGCAAAGAGAAAGAUAGAGAAUCAUAUUUGGAACAUCAUAAAUAUAAAGACGUGGAUGCUUCGUAUGACAGAUCUGUAUCUAGCAAGAGGAACACACCAGAUGAUGAGCUGGAGAGGGAGAGGCGUACAAGGGACCGGGAUGGUCGAGAUGAAAGAAGAGAUUCCCGCAGAAGUUCUGGAGAUUACAGAGGUGACCAACUUAUCUCCUAUUCGGAGUCAAGGAGCCAGAAAGAUGACUCAGGUUCACAACGAGAAAGUGGUAAAUAUCUAAAAGAAGCUUGUAAGAGUGAACAGAAAGAGCUGAAUGGUCAAAACCUUCCAUGCGAAGAAAAGAGAAAAUAUGAUGACAUUGAGAUUGGUAAGGACAAGGACAGGAACACUAGAAAAGUAGGGGAGCAGUUUGGUAUUGAAGAUAAAGAAUCUUCUGGAAAAAAACCAAAGUUUUUUGGUGCUGACAAGGAUGACAAUUAUGGAAAAGAUGCAGAUGAAAGGCAGACUUCAAGUUCAAAGCUUUCUCAAGAAAACAAGGUAGAUUUAGGGGCUGCCAAGACCAGUGGUUUUGAUGUUGGAAAUGAUCUAGAUGCUGCAAAAGUUGCGGCCAUGAAAGCUGCUGAAUUAGUUAAUAGGAACUUAGUUGGGGCUGGCUGCUUGACUACUGACCAAAAGAAGAAGCUGUUGUGGGGAAGCAAAAAGAGUACACCUACGGAAGAGUCUGGCCAUCGAUGGGAUACGGCUAUGUUUACCGAUCGUGAGCGGCAAGAGAAAUUCAACAAACUCAUGGGUGUGAAAGGUGAAGCCAAAGUGGAGCAGAACUCUGACAACCAAAGUGGCAACGACAUUCUCCGUGCAGAAAAGCAGAAGGAACUCCAGCUGGAUCUAGAGAAACAGUACACUGCAGGUCUUCGACGAAGAGAUGGCCGUACAGUUGGAUUAGGUCUUUAAACAUAAGUUUGCAUCCUUUGACAUUUGCGAUGUUUUUGAGUAACAUUUGUUUGCUUUAGACAUGUUUGGGAGUUUAUGUAUGCUCUGAUAUCAGGCGCAUCAUUUCUUGGCAGCUGGUAGAAGUUCCUUGUUAGACAAGGACAUGAUAUUUCUAUGGAAUUGGGCUUAAUCUGUAUUUGCUUGAUGUUGAUAUAAUUCAUAUAAAACUUAAAUAGGUAAAUUGGCGCUUAGAAAUUCAAUUUGAUAUUAUGCAUGU